Molecule: messenger RNA, 1065 nt
Organism: Gastrolobium bilobum
Lineage: Eukaryota; Viridiplantae; Streptophyta; Magnoliopsida; Fabales; Fabaceae
Product: GDSL esterase/lipase At1g71691-like
Exons: 5
Coding region: 1-1065 (354 amino acids)
Molecular function (GO): hydrolase activity, acting on ester bonds
Source: RefSeq, a predicted model, not a curated record
AUGGCUACACAAAAAGAAAUUGCAAUCAUGAAAUUUUUAUGUGUCAUAACCGUUCUAACACACCAAGUUUUGUUGGGCAAUGCGGAUUCUACACACAGGCUUGUGCCAGCAUUGUAUGUUUUUGGUGAUUCAACCGUAGAUGCUGGAAACAACAACAAUCUCAAGACACCUGCUAAGGCAAAUAUGUACCCUUAUGGCAUAGACUUCCCUAAAGGCCCUACGGGCAGGUUUACCAAUGGCAAAACCUCUGCAGAUAUUCUUGCUAUCAAAUUGGGUUUACCAAUGCCUCCACCAUACUUGGGUAUAUCUGAAACUGAGAGAUAUCAAGUUGUCACGGGGAUUAACUAUGCAUCAGCCUCGUGUGGGAUCUUGAAUUCGACAAGAGCUGGAGGAUGCUUGUCAUUGGAUAAACAAGUUGACUAUUUCACCUCAACUGCGAAGAAUGAUCUUCCAAGAAACCUUAAAGGCGAAAUUGAACUAAAACGUCACUUAUCCAAUUCCAUAUAUCUACUAUCCAUUGGUUCUAAUGAUUACGCUUUAAAUUAUUUGAAAUCUGCAAUGGCACCCAAUGCAAAGAUCACUCCACAACAAUUUGCAGAUUACCUACUCGGGCAACUAGCUUCUCGUGUAAAGAGAAUAUAUGAUUUGGGAGCACGAAAGUUUGUGAUCCUUGGCAUUGGACCACUUGGGUGCAUCCCUGAUAUUAUGAGAAAUACACAUUCAAAAGGUUGCAAUGAAGCUAUUAAUCAAAUGAUUAAGCCCUUCCCAGAUAAACUCUCAUCGAAGCUUAAAGAGUUGCAGACACAGCUCUCAGGUUCAUCGUUCAUUUCUUUUGACGGUUUCAAAUUCUUCCAACAAAUUAGAAACAACACAGAAAAAUUUGGGAUCACAAAUAUUUCGGACCCUUGUGUUGAGCUAGGAAGAAAACCUUGUGAAAAUCGGAAGCAGUACUAUUUCUUCGAUGUUGCACAUAUGAGUGAAGCCGCAAAUGAACUAUAUGCAAAGGAGUUUUUUGAUGGAACCCUAUUUCCUAUGAAUGUUAAGCAAUUAAUUGCUGCAAAUUAG